Molecule: messenger RNA, 1461 nt
Organism: Bipolaris zeicola 26-R-13
Lineage: Eukaryota; Fungi; Ascomycota; Dothideomycetes; Pleosporales; Pleosporaceae
Exons: 3
Coding region: 1-1461 (486 amino acids)
Source: RefSeq, a predicted model, not a curated record
AUGCCUCCCUCUACUAACAGAGCAUCGAGCAAUCUAACUAAAUUGGCCCAUGCGCUAGGAUUCACCGAUUACCCAGAGGACAAGACAGCCGAACCGUAUCUGAGCUACAUUUUGAAGCAGCAUGCUGGUAGUAAGGGGGAAGAGGACUAUGUCGAGCUGUUCGUUAAGAUCGUCAAGCACUUCCAGACCACCGCAAAUGGUACUAUGACGGCUGCUACAGUGCAGUCGAUCAUAGACGAGCUUUUCUUGACAGGCUUCCGCGGGUUUUUCGCGAACACUACUGUCGGAGAUGGCAAGGAGCUUGUUGAGGAUGCGGUCAUGUGUAUACUUGGAACAUGGGCUACAAUGCUCAGCUCCUUUCAAAACAAGCGCCAGUGUCGUAAGGUUGUGGCAGCAUACUGUAUAUUUGCAGAAGAGACGCGAACACACAAUGCAGCACUCAUGAUGAAACCAGGGACAACGACAGGAACAACGGCAGGGGCGACAGGAACAACAGGAACAACAGGGACCGUACCCGUAACGUCAUCUGCAACUCCAGCACCCUACAGUCAUUCUCUUUCUGACCUCAUUGCACAUAGUGGUCUUCUACCUGGUGGGAAAUGGGAUCAAAGAGUAGACGUGGUGGGAGAUGCAACCACAAAAUUCGUAUCGCUGAUGCUGAACACCUCGAAUAUUCAAAAUCAAAACUCUUUACAGCAUUUGUUUGCAACUACACCCGGGCAAGCUCUGCCACAUGCAAUGUCGUCCUAUGCUAUGUUAGAUGAUCUUGGUGUUCAAGAGUCACUGUCCAUUAGUGCGAAACGUCUCAACGCUUUCACUCUAAAUGUGCUCAGCGGAGUGGAUGUUCAAUGGACACCCAAUGUAUCACGCCACCUACUUCUUACCAAUGUAGGCGGACGCCACGUUCUGGAACUGUUCUCGUUGCCAUGUGCUUUCGAUUCCAUCACAUCUCCCGCUGUAGGCAUAUCGUGGGAGCUCAAACAAGAGAUUGAAGAUUCAUAUGCUAUGCUAUUCAACUCAUGGUACAUGAAGCCAUUACAUGUGAAAUUAGGAGCAUUCAUUGGGAUCCGCAGAGUGUGCUGGUGCCGGUUGUGCUGCGCCUACCGCUACCGUAAGCGAUGCAUCCGCGCCUGUCGCUCACGUGGUCCGGCGACUUCACUACGCAGGAUCAAUAACGCAGCGAAUCCAAUCCACAGCGAUUUCGACCCGGUUCUAGAAAACUUGAUGAUGAAACACUCAAUGAGUGAUUGGACGCCAGAGAGCUUCCCGUCCCUCUGGCCGCGCAUUGCUCGACUCGAAAAACACCUUCAGUCGUCAAGACCUUGGAGUCUAUGGGUGCUAUUUCGCGAUCGCAGGGACACACUGCAGUUCUGGACGUUUCUAUUUGGUACCUUGAUCCUCUUUUUGACCGUCAUGCAGGUCUUUCUUAGUAUUGCGCAGGUUGUAGGCUCCUUCAAGUAG